Rhododendron vialii is the source of this 459-nucleotide messenger RNA. RefSeq lists its product as uncharacterized. The transcript has a single exon. The coding region runs from base 1 to 459 and encodes 152 amino acids. The record is from RefSeq and is a predicted model, not a curated record. Lineage: Eukaryota; Viridiplantae; Streptophyta; Magnoliopsida; Ericales; Ericaceae.
AUGGAAUCGAAUCGAAACGACGAGUACAAAGGACACAAAGACGAGGAGGAGGAAGAAGAUGAAGAUGAAUUUAGAGUGGGAUUACCAAUUGAGGGCUUUGAUUGUUAUUCUCCACCGCGGAACGCGCUGUUGUUGACGAGAUGUAGGUCUGCUCCAUAUAAGUCUUCAUCGCUAGCGAGCAGAUUUUGGGGGCAAGAAACAGGGGAAAACAGGGGAGGAGAGGGACCGACGUUAGAGAGAGAACCCAGUUGCGGAGAUUCAUCUCUGGAUUUGAGAAUGGAUCGAGUAAUUGAAGGGAAUUUGGGUGGGUUAGGAGAAAUCGAAGGGUCGAUGAUUGAUGGUGGGAUCAAGAAAAUGGAAACAGGGGAAGAAGGAGGAGGGGGGAUUGGUAGGGGUUGGGUACUCACAAGGUGUAAAUCAGAGCCGGCGAGAAGUGGCGAGAGACUCAAAUGUUUGUGA